This is a messenger RNA of Actinia tenebrosa (Australian red waratah sea anemone), 1501 nucleotides long. Its product is annotated as ankyrin repeat and MYND domain-containing protein 2. The record is from RefSeq and is a predicted model, not a curated record. NCBI's taxonomy places the organism in Eukaryota, Metazoa, Cnidaria, Anthozoa, Actiniaria, Actiniidae. Gene Ontology annotation, molecular function: protein binding.
CAAGAGGAAGAAAAUGGCGAGUAGCAAGAUGAAUGAGUCCGAAGAAGAGCUUGUAAAAGCCAUCAAUAGAGUGGAUAUUCCUGAAGUUAGGCGGCUGUUAAGUUCAGGCUUGGUUGAUGUCAAUUGUUUGGAUGAGCAAGGGAUGACGCCACUGAUGCAUUGUGCAUAUAAAGGCAAUGCAGAGAUGACGGAACUGCUUCUUGCUCAUGGUGCUGAUGUGAACUCUAACAAACACGAACACAAGUACACUGCUCUGAUGUUUAGCUGUGUGUCAGGUGCUUUUGAAGUCACCAGACUGCUUCUUGAAGCUGGUGCUAAUGUCCAAGCUGAGAAUAAUCUAGGGAAGACUGCUGGCCAGCUUGGUGCUUUUGUUGGUCACCAUGAGUGUGUCAGUCUAAUAAAUAAUUUCAUCUCUCAAGAGGAUUUGCUAUACUACACAAGACCACAAGGUUUUGAGAAGGAAGGAAAGCUCCCAGCAAAACUUGUACCUUCAUUGUAUAAAUACAUUACUGUCACAAAUAUCAACCCAGUAAAAUUAGUAACUUUUCUUAAAGACCACAUGGACUUAGUAGAGAAUUACAAAUCAGUCAGUAAAGUCCUUGAUCUGAGGUGUGAAAAGUUCAUCAAACAGCAGUCAAUGAAUGAGAUCAUGGCCAUGAAGAUGCACUUCUAUGGAUAUACAGUAAGAAAGUGUGGAAGAUGGCAUGAGGGUCUGGAUGGGAAAGAAGGCAUUGAAGGACUCUUGAAGUUUUUGAUCAAAGGUCGACCCUCUGAUGGGUUUCCUUUGGGGACAGAGGAUUUUAUCCGUCAGUCAAUCAAGGAGUUUGACUACCCUCAAUGUACGAUAUUCCAGCAACUUGUAACUACUUUGUCUCCUGUGGAAAGGGGAAAUGAACCAACAGCUUUAACAGUAUUAACCCAAGUUAUAAAUGGCAUCCAAAGUGCUGAUUUUUCCAAAUGCUGCACCGUUUGCGGCGAAAGCAAGGCCGUUAAAAAAUGUGCUCCUUGUAAAAAGGUGGCGUACUGCUCGGUAAAUUGUCAGAAAAUGCACUGGGGUACGCACAAGAAGCACUGUAAAAGACUCGCUGAGGAAUAUAAAAGAGAACUUGCCGAAGAAGAACAGAUGAAGAAACUAGAGGAAGAAACCAGAGCACAACAAGAGGCUGAAAAACGAAAAACUCGGGAAGAAAAAUGUGUUAACAGAGAAAAAGAAAAUGAAAAGACCGAGAAUAAAGAAACGUUAGAUGAAGGGGUUUUAGCCGGGGAAGACGAAAAGAAAGAUAAAAACAAAGAAGAAGAAAAUAUUACCGAUAAAAAUGUUCAAAAAUUAGAAGAGAAAAUGGCCGACUUAGAAACAGAAAAAUCUGCAGAACGGGAAAGCUGACAUUGAGAGACCUGCCGACUUAGAUUAUUAUGAAUACUGUAUACAUUGUAAUUGUCGCUUCUUAUUUCAUUAGUAGAUUUUAUCAUGACUGUAGGUAAUAAUUAAGUAUGAUCUACC